Molecule: messenger RNA, 1356 nt
Organism: Glycine soja
Lineage: Eukaryota; Viridiplantae; Streptophyta; Magnoliopsida; Fabales; Fabaceae
Exons: 2
Coding region: 1-1356 (451 amino acids)
Source: RefSeq, a predicted model, not a curated record
AUGUCCAACUACAGGAGUAUGGAGUCAUCCAUCAAGAACCUGGAGAUACAAAGAAGAGUGCAAGAAGAAGAGAAAGAUGAAGGAGACCAGUUUGAGGAAGGAAGGGUAAACAAAGAAGGAGAGAAUGAGGAAGAAGAGAAGAAGGAAGAAGAGAAGAAGGUCUUAACCUCUAAGACCAAAAGCCAGCUAGCCCGGCAGGCUAGGAAAGAAGAGCCACCAACCCCUUUAAAGGAGCCCUCGUAUCCCUUAAUGCCAUCAAAGAAGAAUAAAGAGCUCUACUUCAAGCGUUUCUUGGAGAUAUUCAAGGGGUUGGAGAUAACCAUGUCAUUUGGGGAAGUCUUGCAGCAGAUGUCGUUUUACACCAAAUUCAUGAUGGAUAUCCUCACCAAGAAAGGGAAGUACAUUGACAAUGAAAACAUUGUGGUGGGAGGCAACUACAGUGCGGUGAUACAGAGGAAGUUGCCCAAGAAAUUUAAAGACCCCGGGAGCGUGACAAUCCCUUUCACCAUAUGGAAUGUGUCAGUAAGGAAGGCUCUCAUUGACUUAGGGGCACACAUAAACUUGAUGCCCCUGUCAAUGUGUAGAAGAAUUGGAAACUUGAAGAUAGACCCUACCAAGAUGACGCUCCAACUCACAGACCAAUCAAUCAUAAGACCAUACGGGGUAGUAAAAGAUGUCUUCGUCAAAGUCCGCCACUUUACUUUGCCGGUGGAUUUUGUCAUCAUGGACAUAGAAGAAGAUACAAAGAUUCCUCUUAUCCUAGGUAGACCCUUCAUGCUGACUUCCAACUGUGUAGUAGAUAUAGGAAAUGACAAUCUGGAAAUGAGCGUCGACGACCAAAAGGUAACCUUCAACCUUUUCGAAGCAAUUAAAUAUACAAAGGAAGAUAUGAGGUGCUUUAAGGCGGAGGAGGUCGAUAAAGAAGACGUCAAUACUCUUCAAACCACACAGACUUCACUAGAGAAAGCUUUGAUCAAUGUUGUGGAUUGUCUAACCAGUGAAGAGGAGAAGGAUCUAAGGGCUUGCUUGGAAGACUUAGAUCGUGAAGAAAAUAUUCCUAUAGGGGGGACCAGUUUUGAAGAAUUGAAAAGCGGGAGUCCAUUCGAGAAGACCAAGGUGGAGAUAAAGAUCCUACCCAACCAUCUAAAGUAUGUGUUAUUGGAGGAGAAUGAGACCAAGCCUAUGGUGAUCAGCAGUGACCUAACAGCAGAGGAAGAGAACACGCUGGUAGAGGUCCUUAAGAGACACGGGGAGGCAAUUGGGUGGCACAUAUCAGAUUUCAAAGGAAUCAUCCCUGCCUACUAUAUGCACAAGAUAAUGAUGGAGGAAGAUUACAGAACAGUUAGACAGCCCUAG